AUGGAGGAAGCACUGUUGUUUCAGAAGAAGAAGAAGAAGCUCGUUUUCUAUUCUGUGAUGCUUGCUUUUAUGCUUCUUUUUCCCCUUGUUUCACCUUCUCUCUGUCUCUCUCUCUAUUUUGUUGUCUUUCGAGCUGUUUUUGCCUCUGAUGAAUGCGGACUUAUAAAAGUUUUUACUAUUUUUUCCACUGUCUUUUCGAUUGUGAUUUCUGCGAAACGGAAGCUUGUUUGGAAUUUGUCAAAUUUGAACUUGGGUGGGGAGAUUUCACCAGCCAUUGGAGACCUGAAGAAUCUACAGUCCAUGUAUGCUUUCUUUGCUAACCCUGUUGAUUUGGUGUUCUUGCUCAUUGUAACCAGGAAUUUUCAGGGCAACAAAUUAACUGGUCAAAUUCCUGAUGAGAUAGGCAACUGUGUUUCUCUGAUGCUAGUGGAUUUAUCUGAUAAUUUACUAUAUGAAGAUAUACCAUUCUCAAUAUCCAAACUUAAGCAGCUUGAGUUAUUAUUGUUUAAGAUAGAUAAGUUUUUAGUUCUGCCAACCAAGGGCUUGAAUAAGCUCUGUAAAUGCAGGAAUUUGAAGAACAAUCAAUUGACUAGUCCUAUCCCUUCAACAUUAACACAGAUUCCCAAGCUCAAAACUCUGGACCUUGCUCGUAACCAGCUUAUUGGUGAGAUACCGAGGUUAAUCUAUUGGAAUGAAGUAUUACAAUAUCUUUUUACUCUGGACAAACUAUUGGUUCGUCUAUCAUCUGGUGGUAAUUAUGUUUGCAGAGGGUUACGUGGCAAUUCUUUAACUGGAACCCUGUCCCCAGAUAUGUGCCAACUAACUGGCCUGUGUGAUGUAAGAGGCAAUAACCUAACUGGAAAAAUCCCUGAUAACAUUGGCAAUUGUACAAGCUUUGAGAUCUUAGAUAUCUCAUACAAUCAGAUCUCUGGGGAGAUUCCAUACAAUAUUGGCUUUCUACAAGUGGCCACUCUAUCUCUGCAAGGAAAUAGGCUGACAGGGAAAAUUCCAGAGGUGAUAGGUCUAAUGCAAGCCUUUGCUGUUUUGAAGUUACAAAAAAGGCCCAAGAAGAGGCUUCUGAGCAUGUGAGAUGUCUGGAAGAAGAUUUGGGAAAGUUGAGUACAAGUUUUUUGUUGAUGGAGAAUGGCGGCAUGAUGAGCACCAACCAUUUGUAAGUGGAAAUUAUGGGGUGGUGAACAGUGUCUUCUUAGCUAGGGAGCCUGAUGGGUAGAUCUAGUAUGGAUGUGGAUAAUGAUCCAUUUUUUCAUUUUUUGGAAGCAAAUUAUCUUACAAAAGCUUUUGUAAUACAAGUUGGUCUAGUUGAUAAGAACAAGGCUAUGUGUGACUUUUGGCUGGUGUUGAUUUUUGCUGCCAUAGGACUGCUGAUUUUUUGGUUGAGAAUUGUGAAUUUAAUUUUUGAAUAUGUUAUUUUGUGGGUAAUGAUGAUUGGAUAUUAAAUUGAAUAGGAAAGUGAAAUAAUGCUGCAUUUAUUA
Molecule: messenger RNA, 1493 nt
Organism: Camellia sinensis
Lineage: Eukaryota; Viridiplantae; Streptophyta; Magnoliopsida; Ericales; Theaceae
Source: RefSeq, a predicted model, not a curated record